AAAAAUAAAAAGAUUAAAAAUUAAAAGAACUAAAUAUAAAUAAAAAUUCCCCUCGAAAAUAAAGUAAAAAAAAAAAAAUUGAGUUAGUCUAUAUUCAUAGAGUAAUUUUAUCCACUACUCUACUGUUGAAUCACUGUAGAAUCGGAGAAAAGAAUAUAUUUUAUAAUAAAAUUCAUGGUAUAAAAUAGAAUAGGUUUAGAGAUGCUUUUAUGCAUACUUUUUUCAUCUCAAAUUUUGAUAACCAUUAUAAUUAUUUUUUCUGGACAUGCAAAAGUGAAUACACGAGUCUUCUAAUUUCAUAUAUAGCAGGAGAGAUAUUCAUAAACUAUUACAAAUAUAUAAAUGAAAAUAUUUAAAACAAAAAAAAAGUUAGUAACGCGGGCAGAUACACACGAUAACCUCCAAAUAAAUAUAAAGCAGAAAACUGAAGAAUUGCUCACUCACUAUACUCAGUCCUAGAAAACAAACACGAUCGUCUCUUUCUCUCUCCUCUCUUUCUGUAUCUCAUCCCUUUCAGUAAUGGCGAUGAUGGUGGAGAAUAGCUAUGGUUACGGUAGUGGAGGCACCGGAGAAAGGAUACAGUUCAUGGUGGAAGGUCAAGGCAAGGCGGUUCCUGCGCCGUUUCUGACUAAGACGUACCAGCUUGUCGAUGAUCCAGCGACGGAUCAUGUCGUUUCUUGGGGAGACGAUGACACUACUUUCAUCGUUUGGCGUCCACCGGAGUUUGCUCGUGAUCUUCUUCCUAAGUACUUUAAACACAACAACUUUUCUAGCUUCGUUCGUCAGCUCAAUACUUAUGGUUUCAGAAAGAUUGUUCCAGACAGAUGGGAGUUCGCGAACGAGUUUUUCAAGAGAGGAGAAAAGCACUUACUCUGCGAGAUCCACCGGAGAAAAACAUCUCAGAUGAUACCAAACCAACACUCUCCGUUCAUUACUCACCGUCCUCCGCCGCAGAUUCCAUUCUCCGACGGCACUUCUUUCUUCCCUUUACCACCGCGUGUCGACGCCGCCGCCGCUUCAAUAGACGACCGUUACUGGUGCGAAUCUCCGCCGCCGAGACCACGAGCCAUACCCACUACAGUGGAUGCGCAAGUCACCGCUUUAACCGAAGACAACGAGAGAUUACGACGGAGCAACACGGUCCUAAUGUCAGAGCUUGCUCAUAUGAAGAAACUAUACAACGACAUUAUCUACUUUGUUCAGAAUCAUGUCAAGCCUGUUGCUCCAAGUAACUCUUACUUACCAUCUUUCCUACAGAAACAGCAACAACCUCCUCCUCCGCUCGAUUAUUACAAUAAUGCCACUGUCCCUAAUCACUCUCCUCCUACUUCUCAAAGCUCCAUUAGUGUUCUUGAAAAUGAGACUAAUUACAAGGAGAAUAAUACGAGGAAGACAAAGCUUUUUGGAGUUUCAUUGCCUUCUUCCAAGAAAAGAUUACAUCAUUUUUCACAUCAAAGUAGCAAAACUCGACUGGUGUUGGAUAAUUCAGACCUUGGAUUGAAUCUCAUGACUGCUUUUACACGUUAAAAGUCUUUUUUUCUUUUCUUUUUUCUUUUAUCUCGUUAAGAAUCAGCAUUAUUAGCACUUCUACUAGUGUACGUUUAUGAUGGACUUCGAUCUUACUUUUUUGAUUCCCUGAUUAAUAAUAAAAUGGUAAACCAUGGAGAGAGAA
Brassica napus (rape) is the source of this 1672-nucleotide messenger RNA. Its product is annotated as heat stress transcription factor B-4-like. The record is from RefSeq and is a predicted model, not a curated record. The transcript is spliced from 2 exons. The coding region runs from base 520 to 1527 and encodes 335 amino acids. Gene Ontology annotation, molecular function: DNA-binding transcription factor activity; RNA polymerase II cis-regulatory region sequence-specific DNA binding. Gene Ontology annotation, cellular component: nucleus. Gene Ontology annotation, biological process: regulation of transcription by RNA polymerase II. NCBI's taxonomy places the organism in Eukaryota, Viridiplantae, Streptophyta, Magnoliopsida, Brassicales, Brassicaceae.